CGCCAGUGAUUUAUCUUUAGCCUUAGUUUACUCUGCAGCCAAAUUUGCUCAUCCGGGCUCCGGGGGAGAAGGCGUCUAAAACCCGUGAAACUCGAUAAACGCGAACUUUUUUUCGCCUCGUGCGAAGCCAAAAUGCGCCCGUGGGCAGCCCAAGGGGUCAACCGAGGCGGUACCGUGACGCCACAAAAGAGCGCGGCAGCACCACAUUUCGCGAGUGGCCAUUUCGCUCUUGAGCCCACCACAAUCGAUGCGCUCUCCGACGCGAUGCGGGCACCGCCCAGCUCAAAUAAAGGUGGGUUCACCUGGGGCACCGCGGACAACUUCAAGCGCCCGAAAAGCUGGAAAUCGUCGGCUCCGCGGCGGCCGCAUCGAAGUCGACGCAGGAUGAACUGAGAGCUUCGAGGGGGCUCCUGCGAGAAGCCACGGGCCCGGGGACCGGCGCGGGGUCAUAAUCGAUGAUUCCCGACACUGCGGCCCGAACGGCGGCAAUAAGCGGCAAGUCGCACCUGUAACGGCCCACUUCCUGCAACGCACGCUUCUCCAAACUCCGCGCAGGGAUACAUAAGGGCCUGAAGCCUCUUGUUCUCGAGUUGCGCCCUAAAUCCAUCGAGUGUGCGGCAGCACUAGCUAUAGACCCGAUUUAGGGGGCAGCGCCUUCAUCACACCAGAGGGCCUCAUCACCACAACUAGCCAUCCCGGUAGGUAGCCUUGCCUCCAGACUCGCUCAGCUCGGGUCCUGGUUUCGCGCUCUCCUUUAGCUUGAGUGCCGGACCGCUUUGCCCUGCCAUCGUGUUUGUGGGCGCGUGAGCGCGACGAGGCAUGAAAAAAUUUGAAUUAAAAUUCAUCCGUGCUCCAGAGCCCUGUGCUACGAUAGCUUGACGGUUUUGGGGUCUAUUCCCGCAGGCCUGGUAUAUGUUUGGCUGAGAAAUCUCCUGAGAAUGGUGGCUUGACGCAUCGCAAUGGCCAGGGCGACCCCCCCGGGAGGACGCUGCUGGGAUGCCGACUUUUCGUUCGAACCCGACCAACUGACAAACAAUUUCUUGAUUGAGUCAAGCCAAUUAAUACACGGCGGUUCGGGUAGUUCGGGGAGCCCAGCGGGAAACGAAGACUGGGAUGCAGAACUUGCGCUAUGUAAUACCCUGUCUGCAAUCUCCACUGAAGAACCAAAAUCUGCGCUACCUGGUACAGCCCUACCAAACACCCAUGAGCAUUCAUGCACGUCGCCUCGAGUUGACUCGCUCCUCGAGUACCUUGAUGAACAUAUUUUUGCGGAUGCAACCAUCUUCAAAGAUAAGCAAGACACUCAGUACAUGCCCCAACAACCGACACUGUUUUCAGCCUAUCUUUCCUACCGGCGACAACGUACCGCUGAUUACAGAACCUGUUGUCGUAACCUCAACAGAUGUAUUAGCACAAUUUUGAGAUCAUCACAACUGCAAAAUAUUGUCUCCGAACCUAAAUCAAAUAACAAGGUUGCUUGUGCUCCACUUGCAGAAAUGGCGGCAAUCUCCUCGUAUCCAAGAGCUCCAGAGUCAGCUCCAUGUACCAUCACUUGGCUGCGAAACCUUUGCCUUAAAGUUUCUUACACGUCGGCGGUUGUGGCACGACCCUCACCACUAAAAGUCACAGAAACAAUAGAGCGAGAGCGUUCACCAAGUCAAGAAACUGCACUGGAACAGGCAUUGCGCGCAGCAGAAAUGUCAUACUGCAACGAGAAUUGGCGUGACUGUGGGGCACAAAUAAAGGCUCUUCUCCAUCGUCUGGAACAUGCAACAAUGGCUAAACCAGCCACACUUCGGAUAUUAACUUUUGGUGAUGGUCUUAAUAGACCUACAACGUUGGAUGAUGACUUGCGUUGCCGCCAGUGUUGUGCACGCCUCUGUCGUCUAGUCUGCCGUUUUGUUCAACGCUUUGACGAGUUGUGUGCCGCAAAAAUCAUCAAAUCAACUCGUCAUGAGAUUCCGCUUUUGUUAGACAUUCUCUCUCUCGACGCCAGUGAUCUUGCUGCUUUUCGCCGCGGCACUUCAGCGCUGGUGUAUGAUAUAGUCGACAUUGUGCUUAGAGCUAGAAGCAGGCUAACAGUCGACGAGGCAAUUGCACACCUAGCACUCGUAGGCAGCACAGUGUCCGGCUUUUAUCUGAAGCAGUCGAUCUGUCGCAAGUAUAGGUCCAUGUACGUCCAGUGCGUCGAUUUAUCUGCAAAUGGACCAGACGUGAAACAACAAAGCCCCAACAGUUUCGCACUGGCUGCUGGUGCUCUGCACUUCCACCGCUAUCUUGGUCUGGCAUAGCAUCAGCUUUUGGCAUGGCAAACACGCUUCGUAGGAAACUUCUCUUUGUUGCUGCUGAGGAGCUGGAGGCCCUUGCCCUAUCAGAUUUGCGAAUGGAGGCCAUCGGCUUUUCGCCAUUAACCGGAGAAAAUUUGAUGCUGGACGAAACAGAGUUUGAUUUUGUCUCUGUACGUCGUAGCCUGGAAGUGGAAUUCUGCGAUACAACUUGCGAUAAUAGUUCUGUUGGGUGCGGGGGUGAAUUGUCCUCGCCGACCUCUCGACUUGUUGAAGGACGACUGGCUUCUCUUGUGUCGGCACUGCCCCCGGCAAGCUUGCCGCGGGCUAAGGCUUCCCUUGCUCUUGGCCUCAGCUAUCUCAAAGGUGUUUAUGGUUCUCGUAAUGCCGUUUCAUCCAUGGGUGUUUGCAAACAAAUCAGGCGCGGUCAUAGGAGUCCCCAUGCAGCGACGCAGGAAAUUCGGAUUGCUGAAAUGUUGCUGUUCGAGGCAACGUGUGUUUUAGACCAACACACAACCACAGAGCCAGCCUAGAGCCAGAGCAAAUGUAUUUUAAAAACCCAUGCACUCAAUUUAUAUCUAGGUCGAUCUCCCGUCUCAUGCACUUCAAUUUGAUGUUAAUCUAUCAAGGGUUCAUGCAAGUCCACUAGCUUAUUCUACUCUAUCAUGUUCGCUGGGGUAUACAGCACUCAGAGCUCUUGCACGAGCACUUGACCGACGAGCAAAAUAUGCAUACACACUUCUAGUCCUUGACAUUUGCGUGGCAAUUUUAGCACUCCGCAAUGACAUGAAUGAAAGAAGAAAGUUGCGACGUGAAUUAUGCGUCAUAGCUGCCCGUCAAAGUGAUGAUAGGACUGGCUCAACGCACUGCAAACUUGUCCUUGCGGACCUGUACCAGCACUUCGAGUGUGAGCAAGAUAAUAAAAAUACAUUUCCUAUAGCAGAUUGGGGAACAAAUCACCAUGCCAUGGAUUCAAUUGUGACGCAAGAUAUCCACGAGUUCCAAUUUACGACCGAACUGCUGGUAAAGCAGCACGUUAACGCAUGUGACGUUCGACUUGUGAACAACGCUUUGUUGGAGAUUGACACUACUCUUUCCAAACGCCAUCGGCUAUGUACAACACAUAUAACACACACUACAUCACAGGAAUUUGAAAUUGCAAUACAGCAUGCUGCAUCAUUUGCUACUCAUCUCCUAGCCAAACAGUGUGACCCCGUUUCUGCGUCGCACUGCCUAAGGCAGGUGUUAACUACAAGGCCAGCAUCAAGUCGCCGCCGCAUUGCCAGUUUAUCGCACUAUACUGAAACUGAAGUUCUUUGUGGAAAGGCUGUGAGUGCGCACACUGCCCUCCGGCGAAUUCAACGCCUUCGCCAACGUCUACCUGGCUUGGCAAGCCCCACGAUAACUCACCAACCAAACUUCUUGUGGGAGAUGCCCAUUAAGGGGAGGGGUGUCUCUUCUUGUGAAGAAGGUGUCGACCUUGGUAAAUUAUUUGCACAGGUAGCGUUGUUAGGCGGACAACCUAAGAUGGCAUGGAGGUCACUUGGCCCCACGGUUGCUGCUGUUGAGUCUGUAGUUUCUCGUGUUGGAUCCGUGCAAGGGCUGUAUGAACUUGGCGCACUCUAUGAGCUUCAGGGUCAGGCGCAGGUUGCCAUAAAAAUUGAGGCGACACAAGCACUUUCAUGCGUUGAUGGUUCUUGUGGCGCUGUACUCCACCGACACCAACCAAACAUCGUCAAUGCAUCUACUAGAAGGAAAAUAAAUUUAAACGUGACCAAUGAAGUGUCACUCUGUUCCCGGUCUCACAAUUUUUGUGAUCCGGUCGGUGCCCCACGUUGGUACCGACAAGCACUCGAAUGCUUUAAGGCAAUCGACGACUAUUUUGGUGUCGCACAUGCCGCUGCAGCUUUUGCCUCAGCUAGCCUUGGUGUAGUGUUUGCAGAAACUACCAUGCAACAAAAGGGACAACAAGGGAGUGCUGAUGAAAUUGAUGUAGCAGCACACCAUGCACUGGAACUUGCCGCAGUGAUAAGUGAACCUCUUCUUCUUCUCGAUGCUUACCUCAACGUUGCAGAGUUGCGAUACAUUCAAGAUGAUCCUUUAAGUGCCAUCGCCCACUGGUGGGAGGCACGGGAAAUACUGUUGCGACUCUUCGUUGAUGGUUUGUUCGUCCCUUUGGUUCCUAUUGCAGCUUCCACUGUCCUUGCAAAUCUGCGACUGAUAUUUGAGCGCUUGCUCCGUCUUCUUGCUGCGGUUGCAGAUAGAGCAAUGAUAGAUGAAAAUCUCAUGCUUUUUGACAUCUUUGUUAUCUUUGAGCGUGAUGUGCGUCGCAGAUUGACCUGGCCUCUUGUCACUUACCAUAAUGCCAGUAGCCAACAUAGAAACCAUAAACACCAUGUGCUUGACUCCCUUGCUUGUUGGAGGUGUCUUGUGAGAAUGCAUGCAAACGUGAGCCACCAUCGCCUAGGCAACCUCAACCUCUACGAAUUACAAGGCAGAAACCGUGGUGCUCUUCGUGAGUUCGCUGCUGGGAUGCGUCGUCUACGCCGUUGGUCUGCAGAUUGCACAAUCGCGAAAUUUUGUUGUGCACCAGCUGCGUACGCGAUCCACGCUGCCAAUUCUUUAAUUGUCUAUGCCCCGCAUCUUGGUUGGCGCCACAUGAUCACCUUUGGUCAAUUUAAUCAAGGUCUCGACGCGGUUUCUGCCUCUCUUGUCGGCGCAUUUGCAGGUACACGGCGUGUGAAGGUGAGGAUGAAUAGAGUUGAACAUCGGAGGUGUAUCAUCAAGCGCAUCGCUCAUAUGAUUGCGCUUCCGCACAAUUUUUUUUCAGCUUUGACUACUUUUGAGGAUGAGAACGGGUCGUUUAUCACACUUCUCUGCUCCGAGCGAGCUCAUGUGCUACCCUGGGAGUGUUUUGCUGACACUGCGGUCUCUCGAAUUCUGUGCGCCAGUGAUGUCAUCAACAAGCAUAUUCCCGAAUGGUUUGUUGGUAGUCACCAGCAUGCGCAUGCCAGCAACAAGAUCCAAAGGUGGUGCAGAAGUUCUCCUUUGAAUACAAUAGAUGAAGCGCCAAUGCAUAUUGCAUUUGAGAUGAAGCAUGUCAUUGACUCUCUUGUUGCUGAUCUAACUCAAUCUCAAUGUGAUGAAGGUCACUUUCUUCCACUUUACCCAAACAUGCCUUACCUCAGAAACGAUCAAUUCCUCGGUACUAGACGCGCAAAAGCUCAUUUAUCUUCGCAGAUAAUCGAUAGUAACACACCUCCGUGCAAAGUCAUCCCCUUGUCACAGCUUUACGCACCUCGAGAUGCCCUAUUGACCCAGGCCAUGGGAAAAGAAUUGUUUUUUGCUCCAGAUCCACUUUUGUCUCACAUAACGGCCAGCCUGGAUACCCAACGAAGCUGUGUCAAAUUCAAUUGGCUUGCCAAGGCACUCGCUGAUGAAUUAGCAGUGCCUAUCGUCCAUUUACUUAGAGCCAAUAGCAUGGUUGGCGUUGACAAGGGGACAUAACAGAUAGAAGACGGACCCGGUGGCGCUUUAUGCGAUAUUCUUCAAGCCUGCCCUUUUUCUUUGAAGAUCCUGGGGAAUCUUUCGAGGAGAAUCACUUGUCAGAACGAAACUCUUACCGGACCGCGACUCUAAUACAUACAUACAUACAUACAUUACAUACAUACAUACAUACAUUACGACAGCGAAGGCUCACGCCGAGCGGUUUGUGUUAUCGAGGCGAACAGGUUUGCCUAGAACUGCAGGUCAGUAGUACAUUUGUUUGUAAUGACCGGCACGCCUUGUCCUUAA
Pelagomonas calceolata is the source of this 6080-nucleotide messenger RNA. The record is from the annotation of a GenBank genome assembly. NCBI's taxonomy places the organism in Eukaryota, Pelagophyceae, Pelagomonadales, Pelagomonadaceae.